This is a messenger RNA of Eurytemora carolleeae, 1013 nucleotides long. RefSeq names its product disintegrin and metalloproteinase domain-containing protein 10 homolog. Gene Ontology annotation, molecular function: metalloendopeptidase activity. Gene Ontology annotation, cellular component: plasma membrane. NCBI's taxonomy places the organism in Eukaryota, Metazoa, Arthropoda, Copepoda, Calanoida, Temoridae. The transcript has 12 exons. Bases 16 to 879 code for a protein of 287 amino acids. Gene Ontology annotation, biological process: Notch signaling pathway; membrane protein ectodomain proteolysis. The record is from RefSeq and is a predicted model, not a curated record.
UCUGUUCAAUUCAAAAUGUUAAUCAAGUCUAGAUUCUGGAGACGUGAGAAUUACCGGUACGACGUUUUUACUUCUAAUAGCUCAAUUACUUUGUGUUUUUUGUUGUUUCUAAAUGAAGUUUACUCCCAGCUGCAGCCUACUCGAGUAUGCGGUAUUCAGAUUGUAAUAGAUAAAUUUUUAUGGAGGAAAUUUUUAAGUGACGUGGAUACUCUUGAAGGAGAAUUAGAGGUUGAAGAGAAGAAAAGAAUUGCAAGGUACAACCUGGUAAGUUUGACCGGAAGGGUUGUGGCUCGGGCAAACAAUGUUCUAUCAAACCAGUUCCUUGGAAGGAUCAAGUAUAAGCUUAUUCUGCAGAAUAUUCAGAUUCUAGAUGAGAACUGCGGAGGUCUCUGCGAUCCUGACCUAGACCUUGAAACUUUAUUAAACACCUUCUCCUACUCCAGCAGAGAUGGUUACUGUUUAUCCUACCUCCUAACCUACAGAACUUUUGAAAAUGGAAAACUAGGACUUGCUUACACAGCAACAACAUUUCAUGGAGGGGUUUGUGAAACAUUCAGGGAACAGAAAGAAGAUUUGUUUGGAUUCGAGAGAAGCAUUAAUAAAAGUUUAAAUACAGGGAUUGUCUCCUUCCAAAGAAAUGGCAGACAAGUGUCAGAGCAGGUUGGAGCACUUACCUUCGCGCACGAGAUAGGACACAGCUUUGGUGCUGUGCACGAUCCCGAAGAGUGCGCGGGGAACGAAGAAGAUGGGACUUACUUGAUGUACAAGUCAGGCAGUUUAGGUCUAAAAAAGAACAAUAUGGAGUUUAGUUCUUGUAGUGUGUCAGCAAUGGCUGGGGUUUUAUCAAGUUUAGAACUAAGAAAACCUUUAAAUUGGUGACAAAUUUUAAAAUCUGGGAAAACUGAAUUAAAAACAACCUGUUUUGGUAAUUUUAAAAUCCUGAAGAAAAAAACAGAUUUGAUAAAGAUUUAAAAUGUCGAAACUAUUUUUGUGAAAUACAUUUAGACAUGUUA